CAGUGAAUAGAAGCAUAAAUCCUGCGGACAAUACUACCCCAACUUCAUGCACAAUUAACUGCAUUGAUGGAAGCUUCAAAUAAGCAGCAAUUCAUACAAAGUUUAUCAUCAGUGGAACAGCGAAAAUUUCCACAAGCAACACCAAUUACCCAUCAUGAACACAUAUCCCCACCGAGAGGAGAGAUAACUUCACUGCAUACUAAAUUUAAGGAUGCCGAGAAACGAUUAUCAAUCAAAAAACGAAAUAUCAAGAAAAAAAGAUUUUUUUUGUCAAGAAAAAAAUUGAGCAAUUCUUUAAAGACGGAAUAACACAUUCAGUAUACCAAAAAAAGCUGCGAAAACAAGAAAAUUAACGCACAUAUACAUACCUAUGUAGUUUGCUGACAAAUCCUACCUAUGCUCAAACUUCAAUAGAAUGUACACAGGUAAGAAAUUUUGAGAAAAGGAAGAGGUAUGCCUCCCGCAUGUGGAAAAAAUUUCAAUUUUUAUAAUAAAUUUAUUUUUAGUAUAAACGAUUAAGCUGUGUUAAGCAUACCACAAAUAUAUCCAAAGGAUUCCUCUAAGCGGUGAAAAGUCUAUGAAAUUGUGAAGCGAAUAACUAAAAAUUAAACUCUGACUUAUAAAGAUAUUUGAGAAAUACAACAAAAUGCGUUUAAUACUGAUUGCAUGCGGUACAUUUAGUCCACCAACGUUGAUGCACUUGCGUAUGUUUGAGAUUGCGAGAAAUCACCUAAUGGAGCGUGGUGCCUUUCAGGUAAUCGGUGGCAUAAUGUCACCGGUACAUGAUGCGCAACGGAAGCCAGGUUUAGUGGCAGGCACACACAGAUUGGCCAUGCUGAGAUUGGCGCUGCGCACUUCUAAUUGGAUACGAGUCUCCGAUUGGGAGUUGCAACAGCCGCAAUGGACGCCGACGGUGGACGUGCUGCAGUAUCACAAGGACUGCAUAAAUAAUGUGAUGAAAGAGAAAGUGGAAGGCAGGAGAGAUUCAGUACUGCCGGAAUGGCUCCCAGCAGAAGUUACCCAGCGGGAGGAUGAAGUUCAUGUGCGAUUUUUGGCAGGCGCGGAUUUGUUGGCGACAUUUGCCGAUACGCAGUUGUGGACCAACGAGGAGGUUGAAACAAUGUGCAGUUAUGGUUUGGUGGUCAUUUCCCGUUUUGGCUCAAACCCUGAAAAGUUUAUUUUUGAAUCAGACGUUCUCUCAAAGUAUUCUCGUAAUAUUGAGUUGGUCACAAAUUGGUCCACAAAUAAUUUGAGCUCCACUCUGGUGCGUCGUUUACUGAAACGUGGUCAGUCCGUGAAGUAUUUGCUUGAUGACGACGUUAUCGAAUAUAUAAAGAAAUUUAAUUUAUACAACUGUUAAACCAGAUCAGUGCCGUUAUCUUUCUUUUCUUUGUCCCUUUAGACUCUUAGUGGGCAUGUGUUUGAGUUUCGGCAACAGCAAAAAGUCUUCGGCAGUCCAAUUUAUGAAAUAAAGUUGUGAUCACGUAAUAUUCUCUUCGUAAAAUCUAGGAAUCUUGACUGCAGGCCCCUUUGAAGCAGUUUUGAAUUAAGCCACAAGAGAAUGUAGUGAGUUUGCCGAAAGUAGUACAAACACGUAUAUUCUUUUCUAAUACUUAGUCUUGCGCUCACGUUCGUGUAUCCUGGAGAACUUUACAAAAGAUAUGCCGAUCUUUGAUUACAAAAGACAGAUUGGGAUUUUCCGUGGAUAUUCAGCAUACAUCUAUGUUGGCAACCCUUGCCCAUAUACAUAUAAGUAUUGUAAUAUUCAAUUUCUAUGUUUAUUUUACAGUUGAAUGUUUCAUUUUCAUUUCUCUUUAAAUUGUCGCGAACUUCAUAUUAUAUACAUUAUUCCAACUGUAAAGCUUCUGCUUACUUGUUUGUGCAAUUUGUAUAUUUGCCAUUUCCCCUUCUUCGCAUAAGCAUAAGCAGGUAGGCGCAAGCUCUAAUUAGUUUGGGCUUACAUAUACUAUACACUUGUUGUUUGUAAGCUGCAGUAUGUUUUCCCUCUAUCCUAGCUGUGCUGAUCUGCACGGUAAAUGCAAGUGCCUUUGUGCAUAUAUGCCAGUGCAUAUCGUGUUUCAGUUUAUUCAUCGAUCAGCCAGGAAAGUGGAAGGACAUACUGCGGUAAGUAAUAAUCAAUAAUGUAAUUAUUUAUAAAUGUAUAUUGCCUUACAAAUUAUUAUUUAGAAGUAAACCAUUUGGAACCAUUUUGAACUAUUUGAACAUUGCUCCAUUUGAAGCCGUUCGGAAGCAAACCAAAUGCGUUAAACUCGCCCCACUUGAUCGAUGACAUAUCUUUAUUUCGCAUUCCAAUUGUUUGCCUAUUUGGUUUGUGAAUUUUAAAGAUUCAAUGGGUAAAUCACCUCGCCGCCAAACUUCAGUUAAUUCGCCAAAUAUGGAUACCGGUGCUUCUACGUCAUCAGCAUCAAAACCCAGCCAGGGUAGCAGUGCAUCAGCCGUCGUCAAUGUAGCCAGUGAUUUACCAGCCGCGCCUGCAGCCACCGGAGCCACCACUCGAUCAUCAUUAGCCGCUGCCUUUGCUCGUCAGGAAAAUGUUAUUGCGGCUCUACAAAAACGAAUCGUCAUGCUUGAGAUCAGUUUAUCGGCCUCUCAAACCCAGUCACGUGGUGAAGCGCUCAACGUGGGUACAUCCAACAACAAUGUUGCCGCCGAAGUUCCGUCGACGAUGGCAACACAAUUGCCAGCUAUUGCCAACUGUACAGUUCCGUUGUCGCAACCUACCGAUAUCCGUUAUACGCCGCCGUUAUUUGCAGCAAGUACCGCUGCUGCAAACCACAUGUACAGUUCAACUAUUUUUACGCCUUCGAUCCAUUCUAAUUCGACGACAAUGCCUACGUUUGUUAAUACAAGUGCAACAUCUACACAGUCAUCGAGUUUGCCGAGAAAAUUGCAGGAAUUGCCCGAUUUCUGUGGAAAGCCGGAAGAUUGGCCAAUAUUUUAUACGGCUUACAUAGAGUCAACUGCAAUUUAUGGAUAUAGCAAUUAUGAGAACAAUCAGCGUUUGUUAAAGUGCCUGAAAGGUUACGCACGUGAAGCGGUCAAGUCACUGCUAAUCCUCCCGGACAAUGUUGGUAAUAUAAUUGAUUUAUUAAAGUUUAGAUUUGGGCGCCCUGAGCAGUUGAUCCGCAGCCAGCUGUGUCAGGUGAAGGAAAUCGCACCUAUUUCGGAAAAUGCCAUGCUGAAAAUAAUACCGUUUGCAACAAAGGUAUGUAAUAUUUGUGUAUUUUUACAAUCUGCUCAUGGUGGUGAAUUGCAUUUGUCAAAUCCUACGUUGCUCGAUGAACUUGUAUCAAAAUUGCCUUUGAGCAAACGUGUCGAAUGGGCCAGCUUCGCAGCGCUUAUGCAGCCUCAUGCAACAGUGAAACAUUUUAGUGAUUGGCUAUCAAAAUUAGCUAAUAUAAUUUGUACGGUUUGUGAAGACCCUUAUAAGGAUUCGAAGUGCCGCAUGGUUCUACAUACAGUUGAGCCACAACGAUCAGUGAGAUGUCCAAUUUGUCAGGAGCAACACAAGGUAGCAGAGUGUGCGCGUUUUGUAGAAUAUUCAGUGCCAAGAAGAUGGGCAGAGGUGAAACGACGUCGUUUGUGUUUUGCGUGUCUCAAUAUAGGCCACUGUGCAAGCAAUUGCCAUCGACGCAGGUUAUGUUCAAUUGAUGGUUGCCGGAGAGUGCAUCAUAAACUCUUACAUGAAGUCGCGGAGAACAUUUCCAAUUCGUCAGGACAGUCAACUCCAACUUUCUCCGCUGCGAAUAUACAAGGUAAUCGUAAGCCUACAUCACCAAAUCGUUCACUCAACAGCCAGCAGACAUCACUGGAAGCAAGAUCAGCAGUUCUGAGUUGCAGUUCCACUGAAAGCAAGCUCCUCUUCCGUAUUUUACCGGUCACCGUAUACGGAAAUCACAGACGUGUUGAAACAUACGCACUGCUGGACGAAGGUUCAUCCAUCACGAUGA
This is a messenger RNA of Bactrocera dorsalis (oriental fruit fly), 3971 nucleotides long. RefSeq names its product nicotinamide/nicotinic acid mononucleotide adenylyltransferase 1. The coding region runs from base 647 to 1360 and encodes 237 amino acids. Gene Ontology annotation, molecular function: nicotinate-nucleotide adenylyltransferase activity; nicotinamide-nucleotide adenylyltransferase activity. Gene Ontology annotation, biological process: NAD+ biosynthetic process. The transcript is spliced from 7 exons. NCBI's taxonomy places the organism in Eukaryota, Metazoa, Arthropoda, Insecta, Diptera, Tephritidae. The record is from RefSeq and is a predicted model, not a curated record.